This is a messenger RNA of Angiostrongylus costaricensis, 900 nucleotides long. The record is from the annotation of a GenBank genome assembly. NCBI's taxonomy places the organism in Eukaryota, Metazoa, Nematoda, Chromadorea, Rhabditida, Metastrongylidae.
AUGGCUCAAGUGCCCUCAGUCGCCACACUUGAUCCAGACUCAAAAUCUCUACUCAGUAGGCUAAACUUACGACUCAAUGACAUCGACUUGAAGCUCAGCAUUGUACUCGAAUUACUCGCUACAAGGCUACCUGAUCAACGGUUUGUCUUCAUCCAUGUAAUCUCCAGCGCACUCACAAGUAUAUUCGCCUCUUUGCCACAAACAGUUAUAUCUGAGACUCCAUCGCAAACAUUCACAACUCUGGGGCGAAAUUCCACUUCCGAUAAAGCAAAAUCUCCUAAGGUGGAAUGCAAAGAUGACUCAGAUGAAGAUCUCGACAUGGAAGGCGAUAAUGAAAAUGACGCUGAGGAAGAUUUUUGCGAACAGGAUCAACAAAGCGACAGCGCACCUAAAGAGAACGAUGAAAGAUCGCAGUUGUCUGAUGGUCCUUUCCCUGAAGGGGCAGUGAAAAGAGCUGCAGAAAAGGCUGCUCGAAGCUUCCAGAGCACACAACCUAAGGUGUUUGCAUGGCAAAUACUUCGCGAGUCAGUGACCGAUGAGGAGCUGCGCAAUGUGCAAAUCAGCCUCCGUACUUUUCACGGAGAAACUGCUUCUCAUCUUCUCAGUAGGCAGCUUCCGAAGAUUCGCCUAGUCGUGGAAGCCACGAUGCGAUAUUUUAAAUGGGAUGCACUUCCAGAAGAAAACCAACUAAGCAAGGCAAAACUUAUUCUCAGUCAUCUGAAAAAUAACGCCAAGGUUAGAAACUGGACCUUACGUGAAGGAAGACCAAACAGGGUAACUGCCAACAUGACGAAUAUGGAUAUGGUUUGGAAAAGAUACACAGCAUUGUUAGGCCCGGGUGGGCUUGCUGCUGCAGGUCUCCUUCCUAUGCUACCUUCAUUGGGUGGACAACCUUUGUAA